Messenger RNA from Prorocentrum cordatum, 2688 nucleotides. The record is from the annotation of a GenBank genome assembly. NCBI's taxonomy places the organism in Eukaryota, Dinophyceae, Prorocentrales, Prorocentraceae.
UUUCGUCCAGAAACCGCCUGCAGGGGGACGUGCCCGGCCUAAUUGACCCCAGACAUGAUCGCGUCGUAAAGAAUUCAGGAGGGAGGCUUUUCCCUGCUUUCGGCCUCUGGAGGCCCUCGCAGGGCCCUGGGGCCGUCAACAAAACGAUUCCGGAUGAAAAACAACCGGCCCCGGGGAAAGGGUCGCGGUCUUCGGGGGCCGCGCAUCGACAGAAAUCAGGGCGUCGCAUGUCUGGGACUGAGGCUGCGGGCGCCGGCGACGCGCGGGCCCCGCCGCCGCUGGCGCCGCCGGCCGCGGGCGACGGCGACGCCGACAGCGACGAAGACUCGCAGCAUGGCGCACACUGCCGGCUCGCCGCCAGGCUCGCCCUGCUCGCCCUGGCGCUGCUGGCCCUGGGCGGACCCGCGGCGGCCCACCUGCGCAUGGCGCGCCCGUGCUGGAGCGAAGAAGACGGCUCCGCGGGCCGCGAGCACUGGGCCGUGUUCUGGCCUCAGUACGCAGUGGCCGCGCCAGUGAGCCUGGCUCUGGCGGCCUGGUGCUUGACCGUGCGCCGGCGCGCCUCCCCCGCUGUGCCGCUGCACGCGUGGACGCGGCGCUUCGGGGCCUGCGCCGCCGUCGCCUCGGCUGCCCGGCUCGCCAAACCCGCCCUGGACCCUGGGUGCCACGGCGCGGCGGGCGCGGCGUGGCAGGGCGCGUGCCGCUCGUUGCACGAUGGGAGCUUCGUGGUGAGCUUGGUCGUCCUGUACUACCUGCUGGUGCUGAAGCUGCGCGCGCUUGGGCUCCGGCGCCAUGAGCGGACCGCCCGCGUAGCGCUGGCGACAGCGGCGGCGGCGUUCGCCGCAUGCGUCGUGGCCGUCGUCUCGCUCUUCGCCCUCGGCCUGCCAGGCAUGGGCGACGGGCGCGUGCCGGCGGCGCUCUGGUGGAUAGGUAUCAUCGGCUUUCUGGUGCUGUUUUUGGCACUGCCGGUGCUUACCUGCUGCGGGGUGUGGGGCUUGCUGGCCGCCGCCGCGCGCGCCGAGCGCUCCAGGCGCGGUGGGGUGGCGCAGAUGGCGCGCUGGGUGCGCGGCACAGCCGCGCUGGUCGUGGCGUCCCUCUUGCUGUUGAUCGCGGAGGGACUCCUCCUCGCCUUCUGCAUGAGCGGCGCCUAUGACGGAGGUCGGUGGCACGCCUAUGCUUGGGCCUCUGCCACACAUGGCGGCUUCAACUGCCUGCAGGUGGCCCUUCUCUCGGGCCUUGCCGGGCCGCGGUCGUUGCGGCGCUUGGCGGUGGAUGCCUUCGAGCGCAUCAACUGCUACAGCUUGGAGGACCUGCAGAGAUGUUACGAAGAGUUUCUGGCGUACCUGGACGAAGCCCAGGUGAAGUGGGUUCGAUUUGGAUACCUUCGGCAUCUUAUGGAAUCUGGAUCGGUCAUGGUGCGCUGUCAACAGGUGCCCGCUGCCGAGGCCGUCAUCGGCAGCUCGGGUUUUCCGGACUGCAGGGACGAUCCCAAGCAGAUUUUCGUACUGUCGCACCCUUGGCUGACAAAGGAGCACCCGGAUCCUAGCGGAACGAAGUUGCAGCUGUUAGUGCGACAGUUGGACCUGUUGUGCGCACUCGAUGACGCACUGGUAUUUAUCGACUACAUGAGCCUUCCACAGCACAACACGCUGGACCCAGAGUACGAGCGUUUGGAGGAGAACAAUUGGCCCAAGCCUGGCGAGCACCAUGCCGUCCGGACAGAGGCGGAAGACAAGUUGUUCAGGACCGCCCUCGGCUCGAUGGAGCUCAUGUACAGUAUGAGCAACGCUGCCGUUAUUGUGCUUCCUAUGGACGACGAGGUCGCUGCAGGCGAGGACUACUUCUCACGAGGGUGGUGCUUCUUUGAAUUCUGCAUCGCGUUCAGCUUCGGCAAUAUAGCGAACGCCAGUAUCCAUCCGCCUGUGGAGACGCUGUGCAGGAAAGCUGCCGAGCUGAAAGUGGACAUGGUCGAAGGGUUCCAGCAAGGUUUCAGGGCGACUCGCUUCACCAGCAAGGGCGACAGGGCAGUAGUCAGCACGCUCUUCGAGCAGACCUUGAUGAAGAAGCCGAGGCAGACCUUGAUGAAGAAGCCGAGGCAGUGACGAGCAUGUGCCAGCCCGCCUUGGCGUACUCACAACGCGCGGGGAAUAUCUGCACGGCAGGGCGACCAUGAAUUGCAGUACGUAAUGAUGACGGUGAUGAUAAUUCACCAUGAAGGAUGGAAGGAGCAAUACGGAAAAUCAUGGGAACUCGAGUUGGGGCAGGAAAGCAUCGCGGCAACACUGUAUGUUUUCCCGUCCGUGUUCGCCCCCCCUUCUCAUCGCUGCCAUUCCCUCCCUCACAUCUUUUCGGCCCGUUGCCCUUCGAACCCUUUCGUUUGUCCCUCGCGUAUUUCUCUUUGCAGAGGCUUGCUGCCUCCGCCGCCGCCCUGAAGGCGGGAUAUCCCUGGGCUUGGACGUGCUCCCCUUGUCCCAGUCACCAAAGCGCCGCGGGCUCAGUGAGCCGAUCUGCUGGCGCUGCGGGUGGGACCUGGUGGACGCCCACGGUCAGGCGCCUGCCCACGCGUUGCAUGUUACAUUAUCAUGAAGCCUUGUCCUCAGUUUGGUUCAGCCCCACGUGACAUAUUUGAAACUGUCCCGGCGUGGAGCCUGCGUACUGAUUAUUCCCUUCUGGAUAAAACGCGCAGACAAA